AUGGGGGAAAGAAGGAAGAUAUAUAUUCUUCUUCAAGAUUGCGAGGGCUAUGUGUUUGUUGAUAAGUCGGCACUUGGCCUUCCGCCAAGAUCAACACCGACUCCUGUUUCAAAAGGAGAAGUAUUUGAGGCUCUUCCACAUGCUGACCAACCCAAAGAGAAACACAGAAUAUCUCUUGCUGGAGUCGAACGAAAGGACUUGCGUCUUCAAUGUGAAGACAAAGAUAUCAAGAAGUUAACCGUCACGGAAGCGGAGUCACUGUUGGCCGUUCCUUCAGCAGCACUCCGUUAUGAAAAAUUCUUAACAAUACAAGAAGUCGGACGCCAAGCAGAGCAAAGUGUAAGUAAUUCUAAAACAAGUUUAAAUAGGUUCAUUUUCAUUUCCCUCCCAAAACCUUAAGUUUUAGUAAUAAGAAAUAGACAAAUCUCUCUCUAAUUCCUAAAUCCUAUUUGAAAUGGAGUAGUCAUAGAAAAAAGCAGUAGACGAAAAUGCUUGUAAAAAAUUGUGAGCGUGAAUUCAUUAUCCUAAGCAAUUGACCCAGAAAAGGUUGUGUUAUGCAUGCACUCCACGCUUCAAGGUGAAGCAUCAAACAAAUACUCUGAAAUAACACAGUAGGUGUAUUGACCUGAAGACGCAUAAUUUAAAAGCAAGAGAGAAUGAGCUAGCUCAUUCUUUCUUGUAAAAAGUUAUUAAAUGUUCUUCGCCCUAACACCUACCCCAAGGUUUGCUAUUUCUACUCUCCCAAAUUUUCCUCGAAGGUAAAAUGAAUGAUGGUAGCCACGGUAUUACGAACAUAAACAAGGGGCUGCCGCUCGCCCAAAAAGAUACGCCUGCAUUGCUAGCUAAUUGUGGGGCUCAGGCGGGCUAUUAUUUGAAGACGCGUGUCUCGCGCUUGGCGCGCGCGCUCUAAAACCCGCCCCAAAUAAUGCCUGUCGUCCAGGCCAGAGCCACCAAAAAUAGCAUUAAUUUUUCCUCUGAAAAAUUCUCAAGCCAAAAGAAAUUAUCAAAACAGAACAAAACAAACAAAAAAGGUGUAUUUUAGGGCCCAGGAGGGUAAUCUAGACUGUCGGGAACAAAAAAAAACGGACUCCGUAUCAAAUCUUUCCUUCCAUUUCGUUUACAACAGAAAAGCAACCUUCAAGGAACCUCGGAGGAAGAAAUCAAACAACUUGAUCAAGAAAUUGAAGUUGGUCAAAGAGUGAUAACUACUAUAAAGGAUGUUCAGACUCGAGGAACUGUACGUUACAUUGGCGAGGAGAAGGACUCGAGAGGCGCGUCGCGCAAAUUUGUGGGACUGGAGCUGGUACGUUGCAAUAUUUUUUUUUUUUAA
Messenger RNA from Porites evermanni, 1330 nucleotides. The record is from the annotation of a GenBank genome assembly. Lineage: Eukaryota; Metazoa; Cnidaria; Anthozoa; Scleractinia; Poritidae.